Molecule: messenger RNA, 765 nt
Organism: Pedinophyceae sp. YPF-701
Lineage: Eukaryota; Viridiplantae; Chlorophyta; Pedinophyceae
Source: the annotation of a GenBank genome assembly
AUGGCGCGGUACGAUAGGGCCAUCACGGUCUUCAGUCCGGACGGCCACUUGUUCCAGGUAGAAUAUGCGCUCGAGGCGGUGAAGAAGGGCACGCUCGCGAUCGGUGUGAAGGGCAGGGACGCGGUGGUGCUGGGGGUGGAGAAGAAGAGCACCGCGCAGCUGCAGGACGCGCGCACGGUCCGGAAGAUCCUCAUGCUCGACGACCACAUCGUCCUGACGUUCGCCGGGCUCACGGCCGACGCGCGAGUCCUCAUCAACAAGGCGCGAAUCGAGGCGCAAAGCUUCAGGCUGACGCUCGACGAGAAGAUGGACAUCGAGAACAUGACGAAGUACAUCGCGGGCAUCCAGCAGCGGUACACGCAGUCGGGAGGCCGAAGACCGUUUGGCAUAUCAACGCUGCUCGCGGGCUUCGACCCGAGCGGGCGGCCCUGCUUGUUCCAGACCGAUCCCUCGGGGAACUACGCGGAGUGGAAGGCAGUGGCGAUCGGGCGGAACAGCAAGACCACGCGGGAGUUCCUGGAGAAGAACUACGAAGAAUCAGAGGGAGAGGGCACGAUCAAGCUGGUGGUCAAGACGCUGAUGGAGACGCUGGAGGCGUCGGGGAAGACGGUGGAGGUGGCCAUCGUGGGCCGGGAGGGCAAGCUGCAGAUGCUGCCGGAGGAGGAGGUCGACCGCUUCGUGAAGAUGAUUGAGGAGGAGAAGGCCGCGGCGGAGGCCGCGAAGAAGCGCGGCGGCAGCUCCGCCGCCCAGGGCGGGGCCUCCUGA